GUUGGUAUCCUCCAGAGGCGAAGGCAACCACGUAUUCUCCGACGGUUUACACCUCAACACCAACAAUUCGCCGACCAAAGUUAUGUUGAUUCGCGACAAAUUUUGGUUGAUGAGUACCAACCUGUAGCAUCUGCAGGACGAGACACGAGGUUCACUCCAAAGUAUCCGGUUGCUGUUGCAAGGAGAGGGAUCCACGGUAGUCGGAAUCUGUUUCCUAAGAGUGAUUGGCGAGAAGAUCAGUGCAAGAAACUGUUGGUGUGCGAUGUUUUUGAGUCAUUACCGGAACACAAACAUGAGGCCUUCAAAAAGCUUAUGGACAUUAUGGGAACAAGUGUUCCUGGAUACCGUUCCCCAUCCAAACGAAAGUAUCCAGGGAACUCCCCGGGAUAUUACCCCGAUACUGAUACUGAAUCGAUUAACGCCAGGCAAGCGCAGAAAAGUUCAAGAUCGUCAACUUACAAUGAACGCUUUGCCGAUGCUCCCCGAUUUCUUGUCACUAGCCCAGCGUCGCGUUCUACACGCGUACUGGCUAUGAUCCCAUUCGAAGAAAAGGUCAAUUCGGAGAAUCAAGAUCGUGUUGACACUACUGAUAUGCCUGAACUGAUACAAAAUGAUAUCCACGAAGGAGAACGUUCCGUGGAUAACGACGUGGAUGAGGGUGGAGAUGUGGACAUCGAAACCUAUGAAGAGGACACAUCACGUGAUCAACGUAAAUCGACCUUAUGGCUCGACAAUAAAGGACGUGUACUUGAUGUUCAUCCCGGCCGGGGUUCUUACCCAGAAGUUCGAGAUGAAGCGUUUGGAUGUCCUGAAUUACGUGUUCUUCCCCAUAAUAAAGACGGUCAAGAUGAACGGUUUUGUCCGUCAUGUAGGAUGACAAUGAAGAGGUCCAUAUUCUACCAUCAUGGACGCCUGAUUCGAAAAUAUGGUCGUUGCGAUAUAUUCACUCCGAAACGAUUUCCCUGUGGAUCUCCAGGCUGCCAUGAGAGGUUGGGGACUCUUGAAAGGCUGUGCGAGCACAUGUACCAGGUUCAUAGAGCUCCAACCGACAUCAAAAGGAAGGUGUUCGACAACGAGACGCAGUUCGAGGAGUUUUUGCGCGAAUUGGAAAGCCGUGGUGGUAACUUUCGAAUGUCCCGAGGCAACAAGACAAUCAAAGAGGGCAUUGUACAGUAUUUCCGUUGCAAUCGGAUAUUUUCUAUAGCAAAAGACAAGGCGUUGCGGAUCGUUGAUGAUAUAAAUGCAGGAACCUACGAGGCUGUGAAGGACAUAACACAACCAAUGGAUCCAUUCGGAAAAGAAACAAGUACGAAGCCGUACCUUCGUACUGAAGAGGCCUGUACAGCGUUCUUCCGGAAGACAUACCUGAAUGAUGGUACUAUCGAAGUACGAUAUUGUGACUACCACCUUCACGGUGAUGAGAGGCUACGUCUCCCUACUGCAAUCCGUAAUCGUAUCUACGAAAUGUCAAAGAAAUCGUUACCAUUACCUGUAAUUGUUAUGACUGAGCACGGCAGCCCACCAAGUACCACCAAAAGUUCACCUAAAAUUUCUUCGAAUAUUUUGCGGUACAAUGUUAAAUGGAUAUGUACCAUAGUGGUACCAGAGCCGUCACCAGUGAAAGGAUCGGUAACCAAAGCAACUCGUCCGGAUGCUGAAUGA
This is a messenger RNA of Cooperia oncophora, 1662 nucleotides long. Lineage: Eukaryota; Metazoa; Nematoda; Chromadorea; Rhabditida; Trichostrongylidae. The record is from the annotation of a GenBank genome assembly.